Molecule: messenger RNA, 2241 nt
Organism: Tripterygium wilfordii
Lineage: Eukaryota; Viridiplantae; Streptophyta; Magnoliopsida; Celastrales; Celastraceae
Product: FACT complex subunit SSRP1-like
Exons: 16
Coding region: 100-2031 (643 amino acids)
Cellular component (GO): nucleus; FACT complex
Molecular function (GO): histone binding; nucleosome binding; DNA binding
Source: RefSeq, a predicted model, not a curated record
AAAAAGGGUAACCAUUAUAGGCUAUAGGGGGGGUCUUCUCGCUCUAUUCAGAAUUUCUCCCUUUUGUCACCUCAGUGCUUUACUCUCGAUUUCGCAGCGAUGACCGACGGUCACCUCUUCAAUAACAUCUCUCUCGGCGGCAGAGGAGGCACGAAUCCCGGACAGCUCAAAAUAUAUUCAGGUGGGAUUUUGUGGAAAAAACAAAGCGGUGGUAAAGCUGUUGAUGUUGAUAAAGAUGAUAUUGUGAGUGUCACAUGGAUGAAGGUCCCAAGGACAAGUCAACUUGGUAUUCGAGUCAAAGAUGGGUUGUACUACAAGUUCACUGGAUUCCGAGACCAGGAUGUAACCAGUUUGACUACUUUUUUUCAAAACACAUGUGGAAUAACACCUGAAGAGAAGCAGCUUUCUGUCAGUGGCCGUAACUGGGGAGAGGUCGAUUUAAAUGGAAAUAUGCUCACAUUUAUGGUUGGUCAGAAGCAAGCAUUUGAAGUAUCUUUGGCUGAUGUAUCGCAAACACAACUUCAGGGGAAAAAUGAUGUCAUCUUGGAGUUUCAUGUAGAUGAUACAACAGGAGCUAAUGAGAAAGAUUCUUUGAUGGAAGUAAGUUUUCAUAUUCCUAAUUCCAACACUCAGUUUGUUGGUGAUGAAAACCGCCCCCCUGCCCAAGCCUUCCGUGAAAAAAUUAUGUCAAUGGCGGAUGUGGGUGCUGGAGGCGAAGAAGCCGUAACAACAUUUGAGGGUAUUGCAAUACUUACUCCGAGGGGUCGGUAUACCGUUGAACUUCAUCUCUCGUUCUUGCGUCUCCAAGGGCAGGCAAAUGAUUUCAAAAUUCAGUACAGUAGUGUGGUUCGGCUGUUUUUGCUUCCAAAGUCAAAUCAGCCACAUACUUUUGUUGUUGUUACUCUUGAUCCACCAAUCCGUAAAGGCCAAACUUUGUAUCCACACAUCGUAUUGCAGUUUGAAACAGACACAGUGGUUCAAAGCACCCUGUCGAUAAAUGAAGAUGUAUUAAGUACCAAGUACAAGGACAAGUUAGAACCUGCGUAUAAGGGGCUUAUUCAUGAAGUGUUCACCACGAUACUGCGUGGCUUGUCUGGUGCCAAAGUAACUAAACCAGGAAAGUUUCGUAGCUGCCAAGAUGGUUAUGCAGUUAAGUCAUCAUUGAAAGCUGAAGACGGUGUCCUGUAUCCACUUGAGAAAAGUUUCUUCUUCUUACCCAAGCCGCCAACUCUUAUUCUUUACGAGGAGAUUGAUUAUGUGGAGUUUGAGCGACACGUCGCAGGCGGCUCAAAUAUGCAUUAUUUUGAUCUUCUCGUUAGAUUAAAAACUGAGCAAGAUCAUCUGUUUCGGAACAUCCAAAGGAAUGAAUACAACAAUCUAUUUGAGUUCAUCCGCACAAAGGGUUUGAAAAUUAUGGGAAUAGGUAGUGAGAUUAUCACGGACGGAGUGGCUGCUGUUCUUCAGAAUGAAGAUGAUGAUGCUGUUGAUCCUCAUCUCGAGCGUAUUAAGAUUGAAGCUGGUGGAGACGAAAGUGAUGAAGAGGAUGAAGAUUUUGUUGCUGAAAAGGAUGAUGAAGGCUCACCGACUGAUGAUUCUGGAGAGGAUGAAUCUGAUGCUAGUGAGAGUGCUGCUGUAAAAGAGAAGCCUGCCAAAAGAGAAUCCAAAAGGGAGCCUUCAUCAUCUAAGGCAUCUUCAUCAAAGAAGAAGUCCAAAGACGGAGAUGAAGAUGGUUCAAAGAGGAAAAAACAGAAAAAGAAGAAGGAUAAAAAUGCACCUAAAAAGGCUUUGUCCAGUUACAAUUUCUUUACAAGGGUAGAGACAGAGAAUAUAAAGAAAACUACCCCUGGACUGGGAUUCACGGAUAUCAGUAAAAUAAUUGCAGAAAAGUGGAAAAGAAUGUCAGCGGAGGAAAAGGAACCUUACGAAGGAAAGGCUCGCGUAGAUAAAAAACGAUACAGAGAUGAAAUCAGUGGCUACAAGAAUCCACAACCAAUGGACAUUGACUCGGGGAAUGAGUCUGACAGUGAAUAGACUAAACGAUUAUAAGAGAAGCACAGCACUCUCAAUUUAGGACUUGGCGGAAUUUGGCUGCGCGUAGGUUGUGGAAUAAGAGCAGCUGGUUUACGUUUGUAAUAUUUGAUUUCCCGAGGAUCGUCUCUGUUGGAUAUAAAUUACCUUCAUAUGAAUGUUUUCCCUAUUUUUACUUUUGCCACUAGGGAUAUGCAGUUUACCUCCAUACCA